This is a messenger RNA of Clonostachys byssicola, 2274 nucleotides long. NCBI's taxonomy places the organism in Eukaryota, Fungi, Ascomycota, Sordariomycetes, Hypocreales, Bionectriaceae. The record is from the annotation of a GenBank genome assembly.
AUGGCACCUAAUUUCUUGAAGAGUCUUCGACGCCGGUCAAGAGCCAGCUUCCGCACGGAUCGUUCUACAGACACAUCGAGCGAAGGCGCCACCAGUAAUGGCGGCACUGGCCCGCCAAGCGGCUCUGCUACUCCUCCAUCGAUAGCUUACCAGUCCGACCCAGCUCUGCAUCUUCAGGUGAAGGAUGCUUCGGAUUCAAAAUCUUCUCUGGGUCUUUCUCAACAGCAGUAUGCACAGCCCCAGGCCCGGCCGCCUCUUACUCCGGCUGCCUUGUCGAAUCGCCAUAGCGUUUCAGGCAUGUCGGGUCUUGGAGCUCCUUCCAACCAUGGGAGACCAAACGCCCCUAUAUCGCAAUAUGCUCCGCGCAUACACAACGUACCCGAGAAUGCGUGGGUUUACCAAAAAGCCCUGCUUGUCCAUGGGUCAAUCGGCGACUCUGAACUUCACAACCACAGCCUUGAUGGUAGUCUUACCAUUACGAGGCUUGAUGACAACAUCCCCGCCACCAGCUGGCCUGUUUGCGAGUCCAGGUUCAAAGCGAUGAUCUAUCUGCAGCCCGGCCCCAACAAGCUCCGGUUUGACUUCAGUAGCCCGAAAUUGGCCAAUUCAACCACCUCGAACCCCAUUCAUGCUUCUUACCUUACCGUUCACAUGAUGCCGAAUACCAGUGCUCCUCCACUUCAACUCGCCAUCGUUUUAGGCAAGGACUCUCCAGGUGUCUUUGAUGCUCCUCCUGCGCGAGCUGAACGGGAAGGGAAUGGGCUGGACACAGCAGUCAGAAAGUUUCGUAUGGCUGCCUACCUUUGGCAAGCCUUCACGGCGGAGCAAAUGUAUAGACACAAGAUGGGGCGACGGGCAUUUAGAUUCGAAGAAGAGUGGACUUCCGGAACAGCCAACCACCGUGACAGAGAGUACGGCACCAUGCGAUCCGAAGCCAGAAUACACAUCAUUCGAUCUGAACGGAGCGUUGCGGAGCUGCGGGAUAUCGAUGUUACUAAUGAUAAGGAAGGCCUGCUAAGCAUCGUCGCGGAUGCUGUCAAGCAGUACUUUGACCCGCUACCGGGCCAGAAACAGUACGUGUCGGCUUUAUUACUCGACUCCCAUUGGGAUCCUGCGUCCAAGACCGUAACGGGGCAUGCUGCGUUGGGGGGUGCUGUUGGCGAUUUGAACCUUGCCGUCUUCGGGUCGCAUUGCUUAUACAGCUAUCCGGCCAGCAUCGAGGAGGUUGUUCCUGCCUUUACCGAUUGCACGCCUACUGAUAGCAAUCAUGUCUCCAACUGCAGUGAUUCCGGAAGCUCCUGGGAAGCCGCAAAUAUCGGAAUUGGUGGUCAUCUCCACGAAACCGGGCACUUAUUUGGAUGCCCACAUCAGGAAGGGGGCGUCAUGUUGCGAGAUUAUGUUGUGUUCAAUAGAAGUUUCGUGUCGCGCGAAGCCUACUCUACAAGAACCAAGACCAAGGGUGGCUUCUGCUGGACAGAUACUGAGUGUGAGUGGCAUCGAUUGGACUGUCUGAGAUUUCGCGCCCAUGCUGCCUUUAGGCUCCCAAACGAUAUUCCGAUGAACUUUGACGAAGGCGUUCAAGUUUUCCCGGCCGAUGGAGGUCAGUUGCUAGCCACAGCUGCAACUGGUAUUUCGUUUGUGGAGAUCUACUGCGAGGGGGAUGAUGUUUGUGGAACUUGGAUUGAAUGCCCGGCCGACGCUGGCCACAUUCAAAAGCAAAUUUCGUUGACUGAGGAAGACCUACGCAAGAGGCUCCCAGAGGCAAAGAGGAAAGCUGGUUUGAAGAUAGCCAUCAAGUCACAUGGUGGACAAUCGGUGGACGUUGACGAUUUUAUCGCAUUUGUCUCCAAGAAAUCAUCCGUUAAGCUGGAGAACAGCACUCUAGCCUUCCGCAGCAAACCAAUGGGCCAGCCAGAGAUCACGGAUGAUCAAUUCCAGGACAUGGCUUUUAUCAGUGCGACGAGACAGGAUAGGGUGCUGUCUCGUAUCAUUGUUUACUAUGGAGAGGCCGUUCACGGCCUUCAGUUCAUUUACGACGACGAAUCAUCGCAGCUUCUAGGCAUGAAAAGCGACGAAACCAAUGGAGAUGUUUUUGAUCUUGACGUUCGCCGCGGCGAGUACAUUAGUGGCUUUUAUGUCAGAGCAGGUCUCUGGAUAGAUGCUCUUCAAAUUUUGACAAGUUUGGGCCGGAAGUCGCCUGUGUUUGGCAAACCAUUUGGCGGCGACGGGUUAGUCCUGCUCAACCCCCUCACGAAUCCAACAACAUGGAUAUAG